AUGGACUCAGCAGUUAGCAGCCCUGGUUAUGGUUCAUAUGGUGAAGCUAUAAAUCAAACUCAUGCAGACCUGCUCCAAGCUUUCAAAGGCUUUAGACCAGGGCGGCAGAAUCAGUCCAAGAGUCUGCAGCCGCCUUUGGCAUCAAGCUCUCAACAACCCAAUAGUCCUGGAAUCAAAGCUAGUCAGAGCAGUCAAGUCGCCAGUACCCAGCAAGCACCUCCAAGUACUGUGUCAUCAACUCAAGACACUACAACUCGAAAGAGGACGCGCCGAUCUGCCAACAAAGAGCACACUGAAGAACAUCAGUCCAGUGACAGUGAUAUUCCACUGGUCCAGACACCGAAACGUCCUCGUCGAAACACCCCCAAGGUAUCUGACAAGCCAGAGAAUGGCUCUACUAGUCAGGAGAUCAGCACUGCCUCCAAGCAAACGGUUGGAAUUCAAGACCAGAAGGGAUUCGCUCAUGUGGAAAAAACAUCGCAGGCUCUUAGUGUGCUGCAAAACAUUGACCCACGCCUUCAGGCAGAGAGAAGUCCUGCUACAAUUACUCCUGGGUUUGUAGCUGCCAGUAUCAAAGGUCAGAAUGUACAGCAGAUGAAUGGUGCUCUUCAUUAUAAAACUCCAAUCAUUCGUUUCGCACCAAGUACUGCACAGAGCAGCAAGAACUUCGCAACCCAGAUACUCAGCGAGAACCAGAAAUUUGCAGAAACACUCUCUCGAAAGAACAGCACUUUCCUACUCAGUGUCCCGCCUACAGCCAAAUCCUACCUAGAAGGAAAACUCGCCCAAAUCACGGCAGAGAUGACCCGCUUGCAUCAAGAAAAAGUUGAUGCCAUCAAGUUGGAGUAUGUGGCUGAACUUAAAAGGGAUAUGGACGAGCGGCAGAAAGUUAUUGACAUGUUGACGCGAAAGCCGGAUGUGUGA
Talaromyces stipitatus ATCC 10500 is the source of this 924-nucleotide messenger RNA. RefSeq lists its product as uncharacterized. Lineage: Eukaryota; Fungi; Ascomycota; Eurotiomycetes; Eurotiales; Trichocomaceae. The record is from RefSeq and is a predicted model, not a curated record. Bases 1 to 924 code for a protein of 307 amino acids. The transcript has 3 exons.